CGCGCUGUCACGUGACGUGCGUGGCGACGUGUCGGCCAUCUUGUGUUGUUGAGGCUGAGGACUGACUUGGUGUAUGAGAGACUCGCCGUCCCGGACCGCAGGUGUUAAGAGGACCUGAACAAAUUCUGCUCAAUCCUCCUGCUGUGAACCAGCAAAAGUUUUGAACAGGUUUUUCUACAUAUAAAAAUCCAUUGUAAAAACACAGAAAAGAAUGGCAGCAGAAACGCAGACUCUGAACUUCGGGCCUGAAUGGCUCCGAGCUCUGUCCAGUGGUGGGAGUAUUACAUCUCCUCCUCUUUCUCCUGCUUUGCCGAAGUAUAAGUUAGCCGACUAUCGAUACGGUAGAGAAGAAAUGUUAGCACUUUUCCUUAAAGACAACAAGAUACCUUCAGACCUUCUGGAUAAAGAGUUUCUGCCAAUCCUCCAGGAGGAGCCCCUGCUACCCCUCGCUCUCGUCCCCUUUACAGAAGAAGAACAGAGAAACUUUUCCAUGUCUGUAAAUAGUGCUGCUGUCCUGCGGUUGACAGGACGAGGAGGAGGAGGAACAGUGGUGGGGGCUCCUAGAGGUCGAAGUUCGUCACGAGGGCGAGGAAGAGGCAGGGGUGAAUGCGGAUUCUACCAAAGAAGCUUUGAUGAAGUAGAGGGUGUAUUUGGUCGAGGAGGUGGCCGGGAAAUGCAUAGGUCGCAGAGCUGGGAGGAAAGGGGUGACAGAAGAUUUGAAAAACCAGGACGAAAAGAUGUAGGGAGACCAAAUUUUGAGGAAGGUGGACCAACAUCGGUGGGGAGAAAGCAUGAAUUUAUACGAUCAGAAAGCGAAAACUGGCGUAUCUUUCGGGAGGAACAAAAUGGAGAAGAUGAAGAUGGAGGCUGGCGGCUAGCUGGAUCCAGGAGGGAUGGAGAGAGGUGGCGACCCCACAGUCCCGAUGGCCCCCGUUCUGCAGGUUGGCGGGAACAUAUGGAACGGCGGCGAAGGUUCGAGUUUGAUUUCCGAGAUCGGGAUGAUGAGCGGGGUUACCGGAGGGUGCGCUCUGGCAGUGGAAGCAUAGAAGAUGACAGGGAUAGCUUGCCCGAAUGGUGCUUAGAGGAUGCUGAAGAAGAAAUGGGCACAUUUGACUCAUCUGGGGCAUUCCUCUCUCUCAAGAAAGUCCAGAAAGAGUCUAUUCCAGAAGAGCAGGAAAUGGAUUUCCGGCCUACAGAGGAAGGGGAGGAGUGCUCUGAUUCUGAAGGUAGCCAUAAUGAAGAAGCCAAAGAACCCGACAAGACAAAUAAGAAAGAGGGAGAGAAGACAGACAGAGGAGGGACUGAAGUUAGUGAAGAAGCAACCCAAACCUCCUCAUCUGCUGGACCAGGUACUCCUUCAGAUCAUCAACCUCAGGAAUCAGCACAGUUUGAGAGGACAGAGGACCCCAAAACUGAGCAAACAGAAAAAAGUGAAGAAGAGAGUCGGACAGAAAAUAGUCUGCCAGCCAAAGUACCCAGCAGAGGGGAUGAAAUGGUUCCUGAUGUCCAGCAACCUCUGUCACAGAUUCCUCCAGAUACACCAUCUCCUCUUCUCAUACUUCCACCUCCUGCUCCCAAUCCUAGUUCUGCCCUCCGGGCAGUUGAAACACCAGUUGUAGGUGCUCCUGGAAUGGGCAGUGUUUCCACAGAGCCAGAUGAUGAAGAGGGUCUCAAACAUUUGGAACAGCAAGCUGAGAAGAUGGUGGCUUAUCUUCAAGACAGCGCACUAGAUGAUGAGAGACUGGCAUCAAAACUACAAGAGCACAGAGCUAAGGGAGUUUCCGUUCCAUUAAUGCAUGAAGCAAUGCAGAAGUGGUAUUACAAAGACCCUCAGGGAGAAAUUCAAGGUCCCUUCAAUAAUCAGGAGAUGGCAGAAUGGUUUCAAGCAGGCUACUUUACUAUGUCCUUAUUGGUGAAGAGAGCAUGUGAUGAAAGCUUCCAACCUCUUGGUGAUAUCAUGAAAAUGUGGGGAAGGGUUCCAUUCUCUCCAGGUCCAGCUCCCCCUCCUCAUAUAGGGGAGAUGGACCAGGAACGUCUGACCAGGCAGCAGGAACUCACAGCCUUAUACCAAAUGCAGCAUCUUCAGUACCAGCAGUUCUUAAUACAACAACAGUAUGCCCCGGUUCUCAGUCAACAACAGAAAGCAGCACUGUCUUCCCAGCAACAACAGCAGUUGGCACUUCUUCUUCAACAGUUCCAGGCUCUGAAGAUGAGAAUAUCUGACCAGAACGUCAUUCCCUCAGUAACUAGGUCUGUGUCGGUGCCAGAUACUGGUUCCAUCUGGGAGCUUCAGUCAACAGCCUCACAGCCUACAGUGUGGGAAGCUGGUAGUGUGUGGGACCUUCCCCUGGACACCACGACUCCAGGCCCUGCCCUCGAGCAGCUUCAGCAGAUGGAGAAGGCCAAAGCUGCAAAGCUAGAACAGGAGAGGAGAGAGGCAGAAAUAAGGGCAAAACGUGAAGAAGAGGAACGAAAGAGGCAAGAAGAACUCCGGAGACAACAGGAGGAAAUUCUUCGGAGACAACAGGAAGAAGAAAGGAAAAGGCGUGAGGAAGAGGAACUUGCCAGGAGGAAGCAGGAAGAAGCUCUGCGCCGACAGAGGGAACAAGAAAUUGCAUUAAGGCGACAGCGAGAAGAGGAAGAGAGGCAGCAGCAGGAAGAAGCUCUAAGAAGACUAGAGGAGAGGAGAAGAGAAGAGGAAGAGAGGCGGAAGCAGGAAGAGUUGUUACGCAAGCAGGAAGAGGAGGCUGCAAAAUGGGCCCGGGAAGAAGAAGAGGCUCAGCGUCGGCUAGAAGAGAACCGGCUACGAAUGGAAGAGGAGGCGGCCAGACUCCGGCAUGAGGAGGAGGAGCGGAAGAGGAAGGAGCUGGAGCUCCAGCGGCAGAAGGAGUUAAUGCGCCAGCGGCAGCAGCAGCAAGAGGCUCUCAGGAGGCUGCAGCAGCAGCAACAGCAGCAACAGCUGGCACAGAUGAAGCUCCCCUCUUCUUCAACGUGGGGCCAGCAGUCCAGUACCACAGCAUGUCAGUCCCAGGCGACGCUGUCAUUGGCUGAAAUCCAAAAACUAGAAGAGGAGCGAGAGCGGCAACUUCGGGAAGAGCAAAGGCGCCAGCAGAGGGAAUUGAUGAAAGCUCUUCAGCAGCAGCAGCAGCAGCAGCAACAGCAGCAGAAACUCUCAGGUUGGGGCAAUGUCAGCAAACCCGCAGGUACCACAAAGUCUCUCCUGGAGAUCCAGCAGGAAGAAGCCAGGCAAAUGCAGAAGCAGCAGCAGCAGCAGCAACAGCAGCACCAGCAACCAAACAGAGCCCGGAAUAACACGCAUUCCAACCUGCACACCAGCAUUGGGAAUUCUGUUUGGGGCUCUAUAAACACUGCUCCCCCGAACCAGUGGGCAUCUGACUUAGUCAGUAGUAUCUGGAGUAAUGCUGACACUAAAAACUCCAAUAUGGGAUUCUGGGAUGAUGCAGUGAAAGAGGUGGGACCUAGAAAUUCAACAAAUAAAAAUAAAAACAACGCCAGUAUCAGUAAAUCUGUAGGUGUGUCUAACCGGCAGAAUAAGAAAGUAGAAGAAGAAGAGAAGUUGCUGAAGCUCUUUCAGGGAGUAAAUAAAGCCCAAGAUGGAUUUACCCAGUGGUGUGAACAGAUGCUUCAUGCCCUUAAUACGGCAAAUAACUUGGAUGUUCCCACGUUUGUUUCUUUCCUGAAGGAAGUAGAGUCUCCUUAUGAAGUCCAUGAUUACAUUAGGGCCUACUUAGGAGAUACCUCUGAAGCCAAGGAGUUUGCCAAGCAGUUCCUCGAGCGCCGUGCCAAACAGAAAGCCAGCCAGCGGCAGCAGCAGCAGCAGCCUCAGCCUCAGCCUCAGCCACCGCAGCAGGACUCUGUGUGGGGGAUGAGCCAUAGCGCACUCCAUUCAGUAUUUCAGACCAAUCAAAGCAACAACCAACAAUCCAGUUUUGAAUCUGUACAAAGUGGCAAGAAGAAGAAAAAGCAGAAGAUGGUCCGAGCAGAUCCCAGUUUACUAGGUUUUUCUGUCAAUGCCUCAUCGGAGCGACUCAAUAUGGGUGAAAUCGAGACUUUGGAUGACUACUGAGCACCAGCCAGGGGACUGGCUUCCUCCUCUCUGCUGACCAUGGAUACUCCACCUCUGGACACAACACUCACUCACCCACUUCCUCUGUCGCCCUGCAGCAAGUCACGGACCCGAUCAUCUCAGGCCUUUUCUUCUAGCCCUUUGUGUCCAAGAUCCUUAGACCGUUUUGUCGGCGAGCACCUCAAAUCAUAGCUAAGUGGACCGACUGGACCCUGCGUUUCAGGGUGUCCGUUGGGCUUCCUCCCCGACGAGCUGCCAUGGGCACCGCGUGUUCACUGUGCCAGGAUUUCAUCCUCUGUCCCCCUGAAAGUAUGUUAGCAUCUGCCCAUAGCAAUUCACCUUCUUCUGUCACUCACUUUUCCUUCUGGAUUUCUUUCUCCCUCCUCUUCUCCUCUCAUCCCCCCUCCUCCCCACCAAGGGCAAAGGGGCUGACUGGUGCAAUCAUGAAGAGCUCAUGGUGGCAGGCAUUGUCCACCAGCACCACAGACUGGCCUGAGUGUCUGGUGGACAGCCAGCCCUCCCAGUCUGACGGCUGCUAGCUUCAGGGUUGCACCUGGGAGGCCCCACAUGGGCUGGAGUGGAGAUUGCAUUGGCUUGAAGUCACACACCCCGUACCUUUCCUUGCUGAGCGCGCUUUCGAAGAAAGCAUUCGUUUUCCUCAGUAGAUAGUGACCUCUCCUGUACUGUGCUCCAACUGGCCUGGACACCGAAAACCCUAUGGCCUGGGAGAGGGACUUGACUCUCAAUUUUUCUUUCUUACAAAAACUGAUUGUUUUUUCCCAUAAAUAUUUUUACUUCUGAGGACUAGAACCAGUUUGUUUUGGGCCUUUCUGCUGAAAAUUUGUCUCGUUUAAGAGGCAGCUAGGAUCUUUACCAUAUGUAUGAAUUUGUAUAAUUUCAUUUUGGAUAGGGAUAAACUUUCGCUUCUGAUAAAAGCCCAGAAUUUCAGCUGGUUCCUCAUAUUGCGUGUGUGUCUUGCUGUGGCCCCAUAAAAGUUGUGCUGAAAGGUUGUGGAAUGGCAUGUUGCUCGCCCUUUCUGUAGAGAGAGCAUACAGAACCUGGCCAUCUCUAGGACCUGCGUCCACGAAAACCACUAGCAGGAGAGCGUGAGCGAAGCCUCCUCGUGCCCCCUGCACGUCCGACACAGCUGUGUGCGAGCCCUGUUUAUAAAAGAGACGCUUUUCCCGCCAACACCCCCACACCACCACCCGGAAUGCCAGUCACACUCUGGUCUGCAGCCACUGGACCGUCCGUCCCCAUGGAGGCGGCACCUCUCCCUCCGCCGCUGCCUGAGGAAGGCUGCAGUUGCUCUGAGAGUCGUUUGGUUUUGGACGAUUACAUUUGGUUUCUCUUUCUAUUCUUUUGAUCCCCAUUCUCCCUAUCCCCCCCCCCCAUGUCCCCAUGUACAAUAACUAUACAGAGACUGCUACAAAUUUGUAUAUAGUUUUUGGAUCAAAUAGCAUGAGGAAGUGGGGGCCACUAAAAACGAGGCUCCCGCUCUCCUUUGCUUUGUAAAUUCAGAAGUGGGGGUGGGGCAGAGGGAUAGUUACAAUGUUUACAAAACUUUAAGCUCCCUCGGAACUUUUGCCAGUGUGGAGGAAAAUAAAGAGAACUUAAAUAAAGCCCGGUGGUCUUCUGUCCAA
Molecule: messenger RNA, 5730 nt
Organism: Erinaceus europaeus (western European hedgehog)
Lineage: Eukaryota; Metazoa; Chordata; Mammalia; Eulipotyphla; Erinaceidae
Gene: GIGYF2
Product: GRB10 interacting GYF protein 2
Exons: 29
Coding region: 212-4087 (1291 amino acids)
Biological process (GO): insulin-like growth factor receptor signaling pathway
Cellular component (GO): proximal dendrite; membrane; perikaryon
Molecular function (GO): protein binding
Source: RefSeq, a predicted model, not a curated record